AUGGUCCUGCUUCAUCAUUUGGACCGGUUCACCUCAGCUGACCCAUUCAACAGCAGACUGGGUUUUGGAGCAGUCUUUCUCACUGUGUGGAGGGUUCUGUCUUUCUCACUGUGGGAUGAAUUGAUCUUUGGUUCUGGAACCAGACUGUAUGUUUCAGAUGAGAAGGUAGUGAAGCCCGUGGUGAGCGUGUACCCAGCAGUAUCCAGAGCCCACCUGGAGGGGAAGAGCUCCCUGCUGUGUCUGGCCUCAGACAUGUUUCCUCCUCUGGUCCAGAUCUCCUGGAAAAGACAGAAGAAGGACGGUGAUCUGGAGGAUCUGCCCCCUGCUGAGGGAGAGCAGCUGGAGCUCAGAGAGUCGGGUCGUACCGUCUCCAUCUUACUGGUCCAUUGGCAGGAGAACGGCUCAUCUAAAUACAGCUGCUCUGUCCAGCAUGAGGGAGGCAGAGUGGAGGCCCAAACACUACAAGAGCUUCCAGCUCCAGCAGCCUCCUGUCCUCCAGAGAGACCAGACCUGGCAGCUCUGCAGCAAGCUGACUUGUCCUUCCAGUCUCAGUGCAGGGUGAAGCUGCUCUGCCUGCUCUACACGGUGCUGAUAGUGAAGAGUCUGGUGUACUGCUGUGGACUCUCUCUGCUGAUGAUGCUCAGAACCAAGAGACCGUCCACCAUCUGAACACCUGCUGACUCACUGUUUUCUCUCCAACUUUUCCUCCUUUCAUUGUUACUGAUUGUUUGUUUUAAAGCUUCUUAUGAUGCGUUGAAGUCGAUCAUGAAGAGAAUCUGUUUAUUGCAGCUUCACAGAGUUUCUGUAAGGAUUUCCAUCCAGAUGAGGAAAUAUUUCUGUCCUGGGCUGUAAUCUGUGUUCUAAUAACUUUAUAGUUUGAUUUAGAUCCUCUCUGAUCAUUUCUGUCUGCUCCAUAUUUGAUUGUUUGUCAUCAGUUUGGUCAUUUUUCUUUCAUUGUAACACAACUUUAUGGACAAAUAAUUAUUAAACCUUCUUGUGGCCAAAAUGACCACAUAAACUGUU
Messenger RNA from Girardinichthys multiradiatus, 1023 nucleotides. RefSeq lists its product as uncharacterized. The transcript has 5 exons. The record is from RefSeq and is a predicted model, not a curated record. Bases 1 to 669 code for a protein of 222 amino acids. NCBI's taxonomy places the organism in Eukaryota, Metazoa, Chordata, Actinopteri, Cyprinodontiformes, Goodeidae.